AUGGCCUCGCUGCCCCGACGGAAUAGCCAGCAGGCCAACACUCCUCAAUCAACUAGGUCGACUGAUAACAAUCGCGACGGGGCAUUGGUACUACACGCCAAUUCCUCGGCCACAGCUUGGUGGUCACGGUUUCGAUACCCAGUCAUCACUGCUGGGAUCGUGCUCUUACUGAGUCCAUUCACCUUCUUAUGGCCUGGUCAACAGUCGAUCGAUCCCAAGAAUUAUGCAGAGCGUACCAAGCGUAUCCUCAAGACGACGCCUUUAAUUGACGGCCACAAUGAUCUACCGUUCAUGCUCCGCCUUGAACUCAAGAACCGCAUCUACAAUGAACGUUUCGACUUUACUAAUCGAUUGCUGGGCCAUACAGAUCUACAGAGGCUGAGGCAAGGCAUGGUCGGAGGUCAAUUCUGGAGCGUGUAUGUAGACUGUGAUGAACAGCAAAAACACUUUGAGGAUCCUUCUUGGAUCGUUCGAGACACGCUUGAACAAAUCGAUGUGACUCGACGCUUCAUCCGAGAGCACCCCAAAGACUUGGAGUAUUGCGAUACAGCGGCCUGCGCUAGGAAGGCCUUCAAAGCAGGCCGCAUAGCAAGCAUGAUUGGCAUUGAAGGUGGCCACCAGGUUGGUGGCAGCAUUGCAAGCCUUCGGCAGAUGUACGAACUGGGGGCGCGAUACAUGACUAUUACUCACAAUUGUGACAAUGCAUUCGCUAUGGCAGCUUCAACUGUUGCCUCCGGAACUGCGGACACUGGACUUGCAAAGCUUGGAAAGGUAGCCAUCAAAGAGAUGAACAGGUUGGGAAUGAUGGUUGAUCUAUCGCACGUUUCUCAUCAGACAAUGAGGGAUGUUCUCAGUAUUGCUAGAGCGCCGGUAAUCUUCUCGCAUUCUGGAGCAUACGCUAUUGAGCCGCAUCUCCGAAAUGUCCCCGACGAUGUUCUUCGACAGGUCAAGCACAACGGCGGCAUAGUUAUGGCCGUGUUUCUCAAUCGUUUCCUCAACAUGAAGCAUCCUGAGCAAGCAUCAAUACACGAUGUGGCUGAUCACAUCUUCCACAUCGCAGAAAUAUGUGGCUGGACUUGCGUUGGAAUCGGUGCGGAUUUCUUUGGCAUGUCAAAUGUGCCUAUUGGGCUAGAGGAUGUUUCAAAAUAUCCCAGUUUGAUGGAGGUGCUCAUGCAGCGAGGUGCAACAGACGAGCAGAUCCGUCUGCUUGCAGGAGAAAACAUUCUCCGGGUUUGGGGAAAUAUUGAAAAGAGCGCUAAAGCAAUUCAGGCUACAGGUGAGAAACCUGUCGAAGAGGAAUAUGAAGGACGAGAAUGGCAUAAGGGAUUUUCAACUGAUCCCUACAUGCUGAGGGGAGGCCUUGAGGAGGCCUUGAAGAAUGGGGCCAAGAUUGAGGAAGAUGUUUUCGAUUUAGAUGCCGAAGGAAGGCCAAAGAUUCUGUCUACUUAG
Messenger RNA from Fusarium tjaetaba, 1449 nucleotides. RefSeq names its product membrane dipeptidase. The transcript is spliced from 3 exons. The record is from RefSeq and is a predicted model, not a curated record. Gene Ontology annotation, molecular function: metallodipeptidase activity. Lineage: Eukaryota; Fungi; Ascomycota; Sordariomycetes; Hypocreales; Nectriaceae. The coding region runs from base 1 to 1449 and encodes 482 amino acids. Gene Ontology annotation, biological process: proteolysis.